AAGGAAACGGGGCGUGGCCUCCUGGAAAACUUAUAGCCGCGGGCGGCGCCCUGAUUGGCUACUCCACCGUCCGAAGGGGCCGGGGAAGAGCGAGCGGCUGACGGGAGCGCGUUGGCCACGCCCCUUCUCUCGCUCUCGGUCCCCGCUCAAGCAUUCGGCGUUCGGAGCGCGAGGCCCAGACUGGCCCGGCCCGGCCCUCUUGUCCCUUCGCUUUCUUCUUCCGCCUGCUCGGGGGAAAGAAGAAGACUUCUUCAAAAGUACAGUGAAGGUGGGAAAGAGACUCAUUCAGGAGAAUGAGUGAACUGGAGCAGUUGCGGCAGGAGGCGGAACAACUCCGGAAUCAAAUCAGAGAUGCUAGAAAAGCGUGUAGUGACACAACUCUUGCUCAGAUCACCACAAGCCUUGACUCGGUGGGCCGAAUCCAGAUGCGCACAAGACGUACCUUGAGAGGCCAUUUAGCUAAAAUAUAUGCCAUGCAUUGGGGAUCCGAUUCAAGGCUACUAGUGAGCGCUUCUCAAGAUGGAAAAUUAAUUAUUUGGGAUAGUUACACAACAAACAAGAUGCAUGCCAUUCCUUUAAGAUCUUCCUGGGUCAUGACCUGUGCGUACGCCCCAUCUGGCAAUUACGUCGCCUGUGGUGGAUUGGACAACAUCUGCUCCAUAUACAACCUGAAGACACGAGAGGGCAAUGUACGAGUGAGCAGAGAACUACCCGGCCAUACUGGGUAUUUGUCUUGUUGUCGCUUUCUAGAUGACAACCAAAUAGUCACAAGCUCAGGAGAUACCACCUGCGCUCUAUGGGAUAUUGAGACUGGCCAGCAGACUACUGCUUUUACUGGGCAUACCGGUGACGUAAUGAGCCUCUCUCUAAGCCCAGACAUGAGCACCUUUGUUUCGGGUGCCUGUGACGCAUCAUCCAAGCUCUGGGAUGUCCGAGACGGAAUGUGCAGGCAGUCUUUCACAGGGCACGUGUCUGACAUCAAUGCAGUUUGUUUCUUCCCCAACGGCCAUGCCUUUGCCACUGGCUCUGAUGAUGCCACCUGUCGGUUGUUUGACCUGCGAGCUGACCAGGAGCUCAUGAUGUACUCUCACGACAACAUCAUCUGUGGGAUCACAUCCGUCGCUUUCUCGAAGAGCGGCCGCCUCUUGUUGGCGGGCUACGACGACUUCAACUGCAACGUUUGGGACUCCCUGAAGGGAGAGCGUGCAGGCGUCCUUGCUGGCCAUGACAACAGAGUCAGCUGCUUAGGAGUUACCGAUGAUGGCAUGGCUGUAGCUACAGGAUCUUGGGACAGUUUUCUCAGAAUCUGGAAUUAAUCUGGCAGUACACACACACACACACACACACACACACACACACACACACAACCUUCUCCACCGAGAUCUGGAGAGAUCAGUGCUGCAGCCUAUUGCUGUGAAAUAACAUUUCUACCUUGUAUUUACAGGUGAAGUUUUUCUACUCACUGAUUUAUUGCAUAAAUAGGCUUUCUGUAAAUGAAGUAUAUAUAUAUAUAUAUAUAAAAUCAAGCGAAGUCGUGGGUGGGAGAAAUUGGUGACUUUGAUGCAUUGGGGUGGGGAACAGGACAUAAUAUUAAUGGUUGACAGAAGCUAAAAGAGCCAGUCCAUCUUGUGUUUGGCUUGGCUACAUUUCCUGGAGGGAUUUUUGUUUGUGCCUAUCCCUGCUAAUUCUGUACCUUUUUUUUGUACAUAACUAAAAAUACACAUAGCAGCCAAUCAUGUAACAUUUUGUCUGUAAGUAAAGAAAUAAUGUUUGCAAUUUUUUUUAAAGAAACUGCAUUUAUAUAGCUCUACAUUUAAUCUGAGAUGUCUCUUUCCGCCUGAGUUCUGCGGCGGAUCAACUUAGAUUGCUGUUUUGAUAUGUUUUUAUUCCCCCCCAGUGAAUUUACUGUAGAUAAAGUGUGAAGUUAUUGAGCUGUUUGUGGAUUUUAUAACAGAAAGUGUUUGAAUUACUGCUUGAUCUGUCUUUGUUUCUAUCCAUUUAAAAAACAACAACCGGAGAGAAGGCCCCGACGACUUCUUGUGACACCUAGCGCCUUACUUGCUUGUUGACCAGUUUGUUUAAAUAGGAGGUUUGAUCCUAUUUGCCUGUGGACCCUGGCUAGUCCAUUGGCAGUCAGAGGGGCUCUACGCACCAGGGGGUUAAAUAGGUCAUCAGACAGACAUUUCACAAACAAGAACUGAAAUAUUUUGGUCUGCAGAGUAUAUGAGCUUCCUUCCAGCAGCCUCUAAAAUUUGGAUCAGCCUAUCAGUUGAGGGACUGAAGCUGAAAAACGGCUGAGGCAAUAGUUUGUUUUUGUUGGAGCAGUUGUAAAUGGGAAGUUUUGGCCUACUAUAAAAUCAGCCUGUACAGUCUGGUACUAUAAGGUUGAGCCACUUUCUAGCAAAGAUGCUGUUUCUCAUGGGAUCGUACCACUCCAUGUGGGGGCAUAACGCUGUUUUGAAGGCACCUCCUCUCACAUUCAAUCUCGUUCUCCUUUACAAUCCACAGGUUGAUCUGUUUGUCAGGUAGAAAACACCCACCUGAUGUUUUGCACAUGCAGAGAAACGAUAAGAGCGGGAGUGCAUUCAAGCAUUCUUCCAACCAUGGGAUUUGUGUGCUAGCAUAAGUCCUGGCUCUUAGAACCUUCUGCUCAGUUGCACCGAUCAGCCGCUCUAGGAAAGGCUGAAAGUUCAUUCUAAUACUGCCAAGUUACCCAGACAUUCCACAGCAGAACAGAGUUGCCUUUUAUGUGUGCCUGUCCCAGAAACGGCGUGGCAUUAAAUGCUCUUGGGGCGGCUGCUCUUGAUGGGAGUUGGGAGUCCAGGAAUAUCUGGAGGUCCACAGGUUCCCUGAACCUGGGCAUUUAUUUCCCUUUGUCUUCAUCUCUCUCUCUAGAACAUUUCAUCCCCCAGUUAAUCCUGAUCCAUUAAUUGGUACAGUUUCAGCCUUUAAUUGGGAGCCAGGUGUUACGGAAGAGCAUCCUAACGAAGUUCACCCAGUCACAGCUCAUAAGAACUGUUUGCUGAAAUACAGCAAAGGGUUAGAAAUAGCUUUUAAAAAUAAAAAUAAUCACUGGAAUCAAUUUAUGGUGCUGGUAAAAAAAAUGUGCCUGUGCUUAUAAUCAAUUAAGUGAAUCACACCCUUAUGGAAAUAUUAAAAGAGUGGACACGGGAGGUGUAUCCUUGGUUGUCUUCUCAUUGUGCACACAGUAUCAGAAGGUGCAAUUUUACAUUGCUGUUACGUGCCCAUUUCUCAAAGUGUGGGGUAAGAGGAGCUUUUAAAACAAUCCCAAUUCUGUUGGCAAAUAUCAGGAGCUGUCGACAGUAAAACAGUCUCGCAGCUGAGCCAUCUGUUUUGGCAAGUUUCAGCCGAAUUUUUAAUCACUCAUUCCAGCCUUUCGAUUUGCCCUGGUUUACCACAGUAAAAGUGCCAAUUCAUGUGCCAAGCAUAGUGGAUUUAGUAGUGGUGAAAAAAGACAUUACUACAUUGUGAUUUUUCAGGAAUUUGCUCCUUUGCACACUAACAAAACUAUUGUCUGUGUAGGACCAAAUUCACAAGCGCACUUGUAUUUUCCUAUGGAUCAGAUCCUGGUAUCUGGAUCAGAGAGCACAGGGGUCAAGUAAUGUUUCAGGAUUUAUUGAUGAUAUUAACAAUUUUUUCUUUUCAUGCUCAGGCAGUCACUCUGAACUGUGUACAAACUCUGUACGAACCUCCCUUGUUACAACAAACACAAGCCACCUUUUGAAUUGACCUUAGGACUGACUUGCACUUGUAAAACUAAUGUAGUCCUCGAAUUGAAAAGUGACAUACAGUAGCUCCAGUACAACUUUGAAAUUAAGAAUGGAUUGGUCAGUGAGCCAAACAAGCUGGCAGAUGUUACAUAGCCGCUUCUGCUUUGUGCCAGUUAAGGGGUGCGACAGCUUAUACCCAUGUAUUAGAAUGCAUUCAGUGACCCUGGGCAUGGAUACACGUGGAAAUGCCUUGUUUAUAGAUGAGCCUGUAUGCCUGGAGUUCCCAACAUGGUACACUAGCCAUUUAUACCUCCCAAGUACCCUUACCCAUAUGUGUGUGUGUGUGUGUGUGAGAGAGAGAUUUUUCUUUCCUUGCCUACUUUUUUGUGUCAUUGGGCAGGGCGGGGUGGUUCUGAGCAUCCUUGGUUUUUCUUCUGUGAAAUGAGUAUUUUGUGAUGCCCAUGAUUUACCAAGUACAAUUUGUGUUUGUGAGAGUUACAGAUCAAUUAAUGGAGGAUUUUGCAGGUGUGGCAUGUGGAGUUUUGAUGGGAAAUUUGCUUAUUUGUAGCGUUUUGGACUUGGUUGCACAGAGUGCUCAAAUUCCGCUUUACAAAAUGGAUGUGGUGUUUGUUGGUAUAGACCACCCCUAUUGAUUUAGCUAUACAUGUCCCAAGUCGCUAUUGUUCUAGCGCCAUUCAUGUCGGAUCACAGCUUGAAAUGAACAGAAUAUAGGCAAGAGGCAGAGCUGUUUCCUAAUGUUCCCUCUGUUUGUUUUAGUGGGGCUUGUUCAGAGAAAGGGGCAAUAGUGCCGUGGGUUUGCAAGCUGUGGCCUAUGUUAAGCUGUCCAAAGGCUAUUGCUAGGCCAAUUGCAGGAUUACUCUGGUUUCCAACAACACAAGGAAUGUAGUAUAUUUGAAAUAUUUGCAUUCCUAUUUGGGUUCAAGUUCAUGAUUUGAGUACUGCCAGCUGAACUUGGCAUCUGAACACUGGAAGUACAUCCUUACCUCCAAGGGGGGUCCGUCAUUUUGCCUCUCUGUUCUUGGCUUACUUAGGAGUAUCAGCAUCCCUAGGGCAGAUUUUUCAACCCCUUGUUCCUUACUACAAUUUCUUGCAAAAAUUUACCUGCCAGCUACAUACAUGGUGGCCUCCUCUCGCAUGUAUUGCACUAAAUGAUGUGGAGCAGAGCAGCGAUUUGCCACGUGGAUAUGCCAAGUGGCAUAUCAUUUCCCACCUAUUGAGCCGAGCCACAAUUUGUGUGAAUCAGCCAGCCUCCGUCUUCUAAGAGAACCAAGGGUGUCUAGCUCAUAUGAGCAUCCCAGGUUGAGUCAAGGGUUUGAGCGUUUUUUCGCCAAAGAGAAAGGUUGCCCGUGAAUUGGCAAUGUUACAUUUCCUGAUAUGGAACAUGUGCACUGCAUGAAAUGAAAAUCACUCUUGGUCUUGUUUCUUUAAUCUGCUCGCCCCACCGCAAAGUUCCAUAUUAUGGUACUUCAGAGCACAGCCAAAACAUCCAGAGAGUGUUUCCUCUGCCCUUUCUCCCCAUCUCCCACUAGACUUUAUGUGCUAUUGUUAUUCAGAUGUCAGCGUGACUAGGUCAUUUUCGGUUGUGGCUUUCAAGGAGUUUGUGCAUCAGAGUGACUGCCAGUAGCAUUUCAUAGAAUCAUAGAAACUUAAGAAUUGGAAGGGACCCAAGGGUCAAUGCAGGAAUCUCAGCUAAAACAUCCAUGACUUACGGCCCGUAGAAAUAACACAGCUGGGAUCAAGGGUGCCAACAAAUGAAAACUGGCCACCAUUUAACAACAGUUCAAAAAUACCCCAUCUUCUCCGGCGGCCCCAGUUGCCCGGAAAGCAUCCGUAGGCUUCAGUCAUGGGGCAAGCCAAGCCAGGGCCCAGAGUGCCUCCCACUUCUCUGUGGCUGCAAUAGGGCUUGCCAUGUGAACAAGGUCUACAGCCAGCCAAAUCCUCUGUCUGUGGGUGGGACCCAAAGUCGUGCAUUUGCAGUGGGGCUUCUUAAAUGUUCUCCCUCCCUGCUGAGCAGAUAGCCCUGAAUGUUGGGUUGGGAGAAGGAUCUUAAACGCCAUUGGCUGCAGCUGGGAGGGAAAAUAGCCAAUGCUAUUUGGGAUCCCGGUCCUUAGGUAGAAAUGUCCAAUGGCUGUCUCUGACCUUGGAAGUUCAGGGUCUCUGUGUUACGCCUCCUAUCUUGGUCUGGCAUGCAUGCUGCCCAAACAACUUCUUCCAUGUUUGGGCCACUUGCAUGCCAUCGUCUUUUUUCUUUCUCAAGUCAGUUACUGAUUGUAAAAUACACGCAAGACUGUUAAAAAUGCUCGAUGAUGUUGCGGUGAGUACGUGAACAGUAUUACUAAUGACUUAUAAAUGACAAUUAUUAUUUUUUUAUAUGUGCCUGACCUUUCUCGUGCCACACGACGUUCGGUUUUGACUAAAUGUGGGCAUCUUAAAGAGACAGUUCAAGCCUUUGCUUUUACAACACAAUGGUGCUCUUUCUUUCCUCUUCACGGCAACGCAUCUCGCCAUGUGUAUAUUCGCAUUGCCAUCCAAAGGAACUGCAUCCGUUUUCAGAAGUGAAUGGGGUUUUCUGCUCUUAACGACUUGCUUCAACCUUUUCACAUCCAGGGUGUGUGUGUGUGUGCACAGUGGUUUGGUGUAUGUGUGUGGUUCUCUCUUUUUACCUUGCUGCCAGCUUCUUUUGAGGAAAAAAAAAACCCUUCCAAAACAUUUCCAGGUGCCAAGUGAUUCUGCACCGCCUUUUGGAUUGUGUAUUCAGAAAGUCUUAAAAAUUAUUUUAUUUAACCUAAUUAAAAAAGAAGAGUGCAGGGACCUGUGCCAUUUGUUCUUCUAACAGUGCUGUUGUAUAAAGACUUCCCUGUGGAUUAAAAAAUAAAAAAAAUCACUUGCUAUGAAUUGUUUAUAUUCCUGCCUCCCCCCCCCACUAUAACAAACGUUUCCUUUGUAUUUGUACAGUGGUUCCGUGAAAGAUGUUACCCUGACUUGAUAUUGUAACCAAUAAACUGCUUUUAACUAGGAUUUCUCUGCCUGCCGUGGUUCAUUUUCCUUUCCUUUCUUCUCUCCUGUUUCUUUGGAAAUGUGAGUUAAUAUGGCACAUGGCUGUAUAAUACUCACGCCUCUUUCUUACGUUCAGAACCAUUUUUUUAUAUGUCUAAGCAUCUGAUAUAUUACGUAACUACCAUAUAUACUGGGGUAGCUGCAAAGAAGUGUGAGUAAACUUUGCUCAGACAGUGGAGCUUGUCUGCUUCCAUAAAGGCCAUUGCCAGGG
Messenger RNA from Zootoca vivipara (common lizard), 7020 nucleotides. It is a transcript of the gene GNB4, whose product is annotated as G protein subunit beta 4. NCBI's taxonomy places the organism in Eukaryota, Metazoa, Chordata, Lepidosauria, Squamata, Lacertidae. The record is from RefSeq and is a predicted model, not a curated record. Gene Ontology annotation, molecular function: protein binding. Gene Ontology annotation, biological process: signal transduction.